UUCAGGGAUUAUGAACUAUCAAACGGGUCCUUACAACCUUAUCCCCGACAAGCGCCAGUUCCCUGAACAUUCAUUUACACUUCCACUAAACUUUUUAGUCCAUCAAACACCAAAUUCCGAUUUUUCAAAAUGCAAAUGCCAACACCAAUUCGAGCACCUACAUGGGUGUCAAGACGAAGACACUUCGAGCAGAAAUUAUGGGACUUAGACAAAUGCAAAGACAUUAACCAACUCAAACAAAUGCAGACAUUAGUAUACAAAUCCCAUCUUCAACAAGACCCUUUUAUUGCUCCUAAGUUAAUCUCUGCUUUCUCUAAUUGUAGACAAAUCGGUUCUGCGUUAAAGGUUUUUGAACAAGCGGGGGAGUCUAAUUCCAAUGUGCGCUUGUAUAAUGCUUUGAUAAGAGCUUAUGUUUGUAAUUUUCAGGCAUUGAAGGGUUUUGAGACUUUCUUGAAUAUGCAGUGUGCUGGUAUUUUUCCUGAUAAUUUUACGUUUUCGUUUCUGUUAAAGGGUUGUUCGGGGAAGUGUUGGUUGAGUUUAGUGAGUAUGAUUCAUACACAUGUUGUGAAAUGGGGUUUUGUGGAUGAUAUUUAUGUGCCUAAUUCGUUGAUUGAUGCGUAUUCCAAGUGUGGGGUGGUGGGUGUUCGAGCUGCAGGGAAGUUGUUUCGGGGGAUGAAGGAGAGGGAUGUUGUUUCUUGGAAUUCCAUGGUUGGUGCUUUGCUGAAAGCGGGGGAUUUGAGUGAAGCGCGGAAGGUGUUUGAUGAAAUGCCCGAAAGAGAUAGGGUUAGUUGGAAUACUAUGUUAGAUGGAUAUACAAAGGCGGAGCAAAUGAGUGUGGCGUUUGAAUUGUUUAAGAAUAUGCCACAGAGGGAUGUCGUCUCUUGGUCCACUAUGGUUUCGGGUUAUUGCAAAGCGGGGGAUUUGGAGAUGGCGCGGAUGUUGUUUGAUAAAAUGCCUUCCAAGAAUUUGAUCUCUUGGACGAUAAUGAUUUCAGGAUAUGCUGAAAAGGGUCUUGUAAAUGAGGCAAUUGAGUUGUACGUGCAAAUGGAGGAGACGGGUUUGAGGCUUGAUGUUGCAGCUUUUGUUAGCAUUCUAGCUGCCUGUGCUGAAUCGGGUAUGCUUAGUUUGGGUGUGAGAGUGCAUGAUACCGUCGAGAGGAGUAUGUACAAGUGUAAUACUUUGGUCUGUAAUGCGUUGAUUGAUAUGUACGCCAAGUGUGGAAGUUUGCAUAAGGCUUAUAAAGUCUUUAACGGGCUGAAAAAAAGAGACUUGGUAUCUUGGAAUGCUAUGAUACAUGGGUUGGCUAUGCAUGGACGUGGAAAGAAGGCACUUGAGCUUUUCGUUAAGAUGAAACAAGAAGGCUUUGUGCCUGAUAAGGUGACGUUAGUUGGUAUUUUGUGUGCGUGCAAUCAUACUGGUUUGGUGGACGAGGGAAUAAUUUAUUUCUACUCCAUGGAGAAAGAUUAUGGGGUAAUACCUGAAGUAGAACAUUAUGGUUGUCUUAUUGAUCUUUUAGGCCGUGGUGGCUAUGUUAGAGAAGCUUUUGAACUUGCACGAAAGAUGCCACUUGAACCUAACGUUAAAAUUUGGGGUUCUCUUUUAGGGGCUUGCAGGAUGCAUAAAGCCAUUGAACUUGCAGAUGACGUGCGUGACCUCCUAGUCAAGUUAGAACCUAAAAAUGCUGGAAAACUUUCCGCAUUGUCAAAUAUUUAUGCUUCAGCAGGAGACUGGGAUAAUGUCGCCAACAUAAGGUUGAUGAUGAAGAGCAUUGGCAGGCCAAAGCAAUCUGGUGCUAGCUUGUUACAAUUGAAUGAUGAAUACCAUGAAUUCACGGUGAUGGAUAAAUCUCACGUCAAAUCAGACAAAAUUUAUCAGAUGGUAGACGGAUUAGGUCAGCAUCUUAAAUUGCUUUCUCCUGUUCCAGCAGGUCACUGCGAUGAAUGAUGAGUUUCAUGAACUGAGAUGGAUCAUCUUACAUCGGACCAGUUAUUAUAGAUUUGUGCAGUAGAUCAACACUUCCUUGUAAAUAGUUUUCCCAGAUAAGAUAACUAUUAUGUAAUGACACAAAGCUGCAAUGACGAGUAUGAUUCCUGCUAUCAAUCUCUCUCGAAGCAGCAAUGAUUGUGAAAUUUGCCGUAUGUCCUUCUCUCCUACCACAUUGUCCUGGCCAAAUCAAGAUAAUACUAAAGAACACUUUUCGUGGUCAAAUGUUUGUGCAUAUACAUUACUCUCUGAAACAUACGUUUUUAGCGAAUGAUGAGUUGAAAACAAGCACUGUUAUGUAGUCUGUUUUUGAUCCAAUUUGUAUCAUAUAAAGCACUAGGUGGGAAUACACUGGGUAUGAUGUUGUUGUAUCAUAUAAAGAAGCUUUUGAACUUUA
Molecule: messenger RNA, 2380 nt
Organism: Capsicum annuum
Lineage: Eukaryota; Viridiplantae; Streptophyta; Magnoliopsida; Solanales; Solanaceae
Product: pentatricopeptide repeat-containing protein At3g29230
Exons: 1
Coding region: 130-1944 (604 amino acids)
Biological process (GO): RNA modification
Molecular function (GO): RNA binding; protein binding
Source: RefSeq, a predicted model, not a curated record